Panonychus citri (citrus red mite) is the source of this 867-nucleotide messenger RNA. RefSeq lists its product as uncharacterized. Lineage: Eukaryota; Metazoa; Arthropoda; Arachnida; Trombidiformes; Tetranychidae. The record is from RefSeq and is a predicted model, not a curated record. The transcript is spliced from 2 exons. Bases 1 to 582 code for a protein of 193 amino acids.
AUGCUAAAAUUAACAGAGUUAGGCCAUGCUGUCGAUUCUUAUGGUACUUAUGAUGCCAAAGCAUCUCAUGAUUUAGGUAAACAUCAUAAUCAUCAGGACCAUGAUAAUCAUAGGCAUCAUAAGAUUGGUCACCAUGGUAGAUAUGUCGCUGCUGCUUCAGAGUUGAAAGGAUCAAAUGGCUCACCAGCUCGUCAUCAACGACGAUUUGAUGAUAAAGGUUUCCCUUUGGAUGGUGAACAUGGUAAUGGUCAUCCUAACGGUCCAGUUAAUGCUAAUGGUUUUGAUCAGAGCUUCAGGUCAGGUGAUUUUGGUUCAGGUAAAAAUCAACAGAGAGGAAAUAAUUUCCAUGGCAGGGAACGAGAAUCAACCGGUGGUAAACACAAUUUCUCAGGUAAAAGUGGCUUCGAUCGUGAUCCUUUCCAAUCAGCUUUCGGUGAAAGUAAAUUUGGUGAAAGCAAAUUCGGUGAAGGUAAAUUAGCAAUUAAUAGUGAUCGUGAUGGAGAUGGUGAAUAUCGACGAUUAGCAAGUAAUUAUCCUCGAGCUGAAGAAGGUCACAAAUAUAGUAAAUCAUCAUUAGAUUAAUCCAAUUGUCGUAAUCAACUAUUUUCAUUCAAUUAUUAUCAAAGCAAAAAGUUUCUCAAUGAAAUUAUUGUUUUUUGAUUUUCAUCCUUGUAAAUAUUAAUCCCGUUCAUUAUUUAAACCUUUCAAAUUGCUAAUUGUUUUAAUCAUCUUUCUACCUUUCAAUCAAUUCAUAUUUUUAUAAUUCCUAAAAUUGUAUUAACUGUAUUAACCUCAAAUCUAUUUAUUAAGCCAAAUAAAAUAUCUUGAAGUAGUUGUAAACAAUAUAAUCUCCAAUUUUCAAUAUUA